Molecule: messenger RNA, 1827 nt
Organism: Olea europaea var. sylvestris
Lineage: Eukaryota; Viridiplantae; Streptophyta; Magnoliopsida; Lamiales; Oleaceae
Product: tobamovirus multiplication protein 3-like
Exons: 13
Coding region: 375-1430 (351 amino acids)
Source: RefSeq, a predicted model, not a curated record
AAUACUAACUCAUUUUAACUUAUUUAUAAAAAUAAGUACUUUUUCCGUCAUCUAGUCUAGUCAAACAUGGUUUAAAGGGGGUGGAAUGUGGAAUGGGGGAAUCCACUAGCAGAUCUGGAACAAAAAGUUGAAAGAUACCAUAGAAAUUGUAACGAAAGAAAGGAUAUUCUUUUCGAUACUUACCGUACAACCAUUGUUCUUUCCUAGUUCUCUACGAAGUCGAUACAAAUAUAUACACAAUACAUAUAGGAUACAUAGACUAUGGUAUAUGUAUAUACUGACACUACAAAAUUCAGCUUUCUUGUAUGAAAAUACAGAGAUCAAACCAGUUGUAGUGAGUGUUUUUGUGAAUAGUGCAAAGGGAUUAAGGGAAAAUGUUGGAAUUGAGAGAGGGGAGUUGCUAUCCGAAGGCGUUGGUGGGAGUGAACGUGGGUCUUGCCUGCGUUGAUGGGGUGAUUGCAGCUAUCGCUUUCUGUCAGUUGAUAAGGAUUCAUUCAAGGAACUCACAUCUUGACUGGACGCGGCAAAAAGUGUUUCAUUUAAUGAUUGGAUCCUCUAAUUUGGGGUAUUUCUUUUAUUUUGUCUUAAGUCUUGUUGCUGCUUGCAAGGGUUGGCUUUGCUGGUCAAACUCCUGUGGUUUCGUUGUCAUGGCUUUCCCCAAAAUUCUGUUUGUUGCAGCAUUUCUUCUACUCUUGUCAUUCUGGGUUGACCUUUGCCAUCAGUCAAAUGAUGAUGAUGAGGAUGAAGGAUACAGUCCCCGAGAAACCCUGCUGGAGAAGAGGAGAGCUGAUUCUAAUACCAUUAGUUGCAGAAGAUUUUUCUCCUUUUCGGCGAUCCGUACAGGAAGCAGGCAAAAAAUUGUGAUUUUGGUUACUGUGAUAGUUUUUGCAAUAAUGAUAGGAUGUGCUGUGCUAAUCUGGAUUGGCAUGAGAAGGAACCAGAUGGUUUCUGAAAUCGUUGCUCAGGUAUACGUAGAUCUUUUUGCCAUUGCAGUUCUUUUGCUGGGAGGAGCCUUGGCAUGCUACGGGCUUAUAUUGUUCUUGAAAAUGAGAAAAGUGAGAUCUGAGCGUGUCUCAUCAGAUAUGUGGAAGGUUGCAGGUCUGGCGAUUGUAUCUGUUGUAUGUUUCACAUCAAGUGCUCUUGUUACUAUAUCUACAAAUAUACCUCUGAUUUAUCAUUGGCAUCAAGAAGAGAUAGACGGUGUUUAUACGUCUCUUCUACUGGUUCUAUAUUAUUUCAUAGGUUCAUCAGUGCCCUCAGCCUUCGUACUAUGGGUAAUGAGAGAGCUCCCUCCUCCACUUGUAACUAAUCGAGAGCAAGAAUCGAGAACAAUAACGUUCAUCAGAGACGAUUCAGUGACAGUACAUCCACCGACCUGGACUGCUGCAACAAGCAUGUCAAACCAGGUAUCAAGAGCAAGUCCCAUAUGAAAUAUUUUCUAAAUUUUAUUCUGCAACAUUUGUCCGAGGCGAGGAUAUGGAGAUGGAUGCUGAAACGAGCAGGACUGUGACUGAGACUAGAAGUUGCUUGAAUGCAAGAUUUACAUAGCAUUCAGGGUUCAGCCACAAGAUUGCUAUUGCCAUGAUUCUGACAGCUUUAUCUCUUGUAUAUAUUAUAUAUAUUAACAACAGGUGAAACUAAAUCGAAUGGAGAUUUCGUUUUAGUAAUAUCUGUCUACUAAGUUUCUCGAGUUUUUAUUUUUUCAAUGGCCUGAGCAGGUCAAGUUAAUCAGGCUUUGUUUGGCUUCCACAUGAUGUAUUGUGCCGUUAACUACUAUAUUGUAAACUAUCCUUAGUACUUAAUAAUAGAGGAAGUUACUUAUGUGUC